Coregonus sp. 'balchen' is the source of this 30984-nucleotide messenger RNA. Lineage: Eukaryota; Metazoa; Chordata; Actinopteri; Salmoniformes; Salmonidae. The record is from the annotation of a GenBank genome assembly.
AUGACAUCAAAGUGUGAGUUGAUAUCACUCUAUCAAUGUGAUUAUGACGGAAGUAGUCUUCCACAUGGUUUGUGGUGCCUCUCUCAGAAAGAUGAAAAGAGAGUUUUACUGUACACCCAUCCAAUCACGGUCUGGUUGUAAGUCAAUGUAAUAUAAGAAUGGGGUUUCACCUCCACUCUCCACUCUCCCUUAUCCUUUCUCCUACUUCCUCACGUGAACUACUUGGAAAGAGGGAGUGUGUUACAGCAAUAGGAUGUGAAAUAGGGCAAAGAUUAGGGUAGUAAAUAACUGUAAAUCCACCCAUAUCUCUCUUUUUCUCAUUCACACACUCUCUCACAGACAUGCACACAUAAGUACACUCACACCUCAUCCACACUCGCACCUCAUUCACACUCGCACCUCAUCCACACUCGCACCUCAUCCACACUCGCACCUCAUCCACACUCGCACCUCAUCCACACUCGCACCUCAUCCACACUCGCACCCCAUCCACACUCGCACCUCAUCCACACUCACACCUCAGCCCAAGACAAUUCUACAGAUAUCUAAUGCACUGUCCCUUCUCUCUUCAGCAUCUGUGUCUACGAAUGUUGACGUUUAGUCUGCCAUCCAUUUAACAAUGCUCUUUUGUUUUCAUUGAAUGGUAUCAAUAAAGAUGCUUUACAGUCUAAAGUCCUCUCUCUCUCUCUCUCUCUCUCUCUCUCUCUCUCUCAGUGGGAAGCUGGAGAAGGAGAGGCGGGAGAAGAGGCGUCAGCCGGGCCUGAUCAGGAUGGAGGGAUACGACGUGACGGAGGACAUGGAGCGAGAGAGGAGGACCUUCCAGCUGCAGAUGUGUGAGGUGGGGACACAGAGCUAGGACAAACACACACACACAGGUAGCAGUUACCCAUGGACGUGAUCUAAAAGUCUGUUUCUCAUUCCCCCACUACUACCACUACCACACCAAUACUACACCACUACUACCACUACUUCUACACCAAGAAGAAACUACCACCAAUACUACACACAGACCACAACAACUACAAGAAGACCACACAGACCACUACACCGAAUCAACAAACACCACAAUAAACGAAAACAACAACACCAAACCACCAAGAAGAAUACAAAACCACACUAGACACAAAAAAACGAACACACACAAUAACUACACACCACCAUAAUACCACUACUACCACUACCAAACCCAAUACUACCCACUACUAACCACUACUAACCACUACCACCAUACUACCGACCACUAAUACCACUACUACCACUACCCAAUACACCACCACGAAUACCACACACACAAACACACACCACACCCACAAAAUACCCACUACCACAAACGACUACCACUAAGACCACACCACAAACUACCAACACAAUACACUACACCACCACGAAUACCAAAGACUACAGAUCUACCAACAUAAUACCAACGACACAACUACUACCACUACCACCAAUACUACCACCACCACAACUACUACCACUACUACUACCACUAAUACCACUACUACCACCAAUCACCACACAAAGACCACUACCACAACACACACACAGACCACUACGACAAGUACCACCAACCACAAUACGACCACACACCACUAAUACCCUACCACCACUACCCACUCACAAAAUACCACAUAACCACUACCAACACUACCACCACUACUACCACCACUUAUACCACUACUACCACUAAUGCUACUACCACCACUAAUACAACUACCACCACUAAUACCACUACCACUAUUACUAAUACCACUACCACCACUACCACCACUAAUACAACUAAUACCACUACCACCACCACUACUACCACUGCUACCACUACCACCACUAAUACAACUACCACCACUAAUACCACUACCACCACUACUACCACUACCACCACUACUACCACACUAACAUCUACACCACUAAUACAACUACCACCACUAAUACCACUACCACUACCACCAUUACUAAUACCACUACCACCACUACCACCACCACCACUAAUACCACUCCACCACCACCAUUACUAAUACCACUACCACCACUGCUACUAAUACCACUACCACCACCACUACCACCACUAAUACCACUACUACCACUACCACCAAUACACCACCACAAUACACGACUACAACGAACCAAACCACUACACCACACCCGACCACCACUAACCCAACAUACCAAAGCCACCCAUACUACCACCACUAUACACACCACCACUAAUACCACUACUACCACUACUACCACCACUAAUACCACUACCACAACUACUACCACUAAUACCACUACUACCACUACCACCACUAAUACCACACCACAACUAUCAACACCACCACCCACACUCACACUACGAACCAAGACUCACCACAUAAUACCACCACAACUACUACCACUACUACCAAAUAAACCACUUACAAACCACCUACCACCACGAACCACUACCACCAAUAAUACCACUAAUACCACUACCACCACUACCACCACUAAUACCACUACUACCACUACUACCACCACUUAUACCACUACUACCACUAAUGCUACUACCACCACUAAUAAUACCACUACCACCACUAAUACAACUAAUACCACUACCACCACCACUACUACCACUACUACCACUGCUACCACUACCACCACUACCACCACCACUAAUACAACUACCACCACUAAUACCACUACCACUAACACCAUUACUAAUACCACUACCACCACUGCUACUAACACCACUAAUACCACCACUAAUACCACCACUACUACCACUACAACUACCACUGCUAAUACCACUACCACUACCACCACUACCACCACUGCUACCACUCCCACCACUAAUACCACCACCACCACUACUACCACUACAACUACCACUGCUAAUACAGCUAAUACCACUACCACCACUUCUACCACUACUACUACCACUGCUAAUACCACUACCACCACUACUACCACCACUACCACCACUACUUCCACUAAUACCACUCCCACCACUAAUACCACCACUACUACCACCACUAAUACGACUACCACCACUACUACCACUACUACUGCAAAUACCACUACCACCACUACUACUAGCACUGCUAAUACCGCUAAUACCACUACCACCACUACUACCACUGCAUAUACCGCUAAUACCACUAACACCACUACUACCACUAACGCCGCUAAUACCACUAAUUCCACUAAUUCCGCUAAUGCUUACGGGUAGGAUUGGGGGAGGGCAAGUUCUCCCCUGAAUGGCACAGAUCGUGUCAAGGUGGGGGAGGGAGCCAAACCCAGACUAGACUGUGAAAUGUAAAAUGUGCAGCACAGAUUGGAAAUGGCACUGAAACCAAUGCUAAGCUCAGUUAAAGUUCUAGUCCACAGUUACACUUUACGAGCAUAGGGGAAUUUGCUCUUUAGUUGCGCUCUCUCUGUGAGGCCAGCUGCUGAGAUGGAUGGAGGAAUUCCCCCUCCUCCAAGGCCCUUGUCUGGGUCAUGUUCGUUAUGGCACACAACAGAAAACGUUUGAAAACAUGCAACUGAAAACGAAAAUGAGUGUUUCUUAUUGGAUAAUUUACUACCACCAAUACCACUACCACCACUGCUACCACUACUACCACUACCACUACCACCACUGCUACCACUAAUACCACUACCACCACUAAUUCCACUACCACCACUACUACAACUACCACCACCACUGCUACCACUACCACUGCUACCACUAAUUCCACUACCACCACUACCACCACCACCACCACUAAUUCCACUACCACCACUACUAAUUCCACUACCACCACCACUACCACCACUGCUACCACUAAUUCCACUACCACCACUAAUACCACUAAUUCCACUACCACCACCACUACUACAACUACCACCACCACUACUACCACUACCACCACUUAUACCACUAAUACCACUACCACCACUGCUACUACUAAUUCCACUACCACCACUAAUACCACUACCACCACUACCACCACUGCUACCACUACCACCACCACUACCACCACUGCUACCACUAAUUCCACUACCACCACUAAUACCACUACCACCACGACUACCAUCAAUACCACUACCACCACUGCUACCACUACCACCACCACUAAUACCACUACCACCACUACUACUACUACUACUACCACUACCACCACUAUUACUACUACCACCACGAAUACCACUACUACUACUACUACUACUACCACUACCACCACUACCAGCUGGCCUCUCUAAUAAUUAAUAAUAAUAAUUUGAAGUCCUUCCACUGGGCACAAACGUCAGUUCAACAUCUAGUUUUGAUUUACAUUUGGUUGAGUUGUCACCUAACGUAAAAUCAACAAAAAUAUUCACCAUGUCAUUGGAUUUAGGUUAAAAGUUGGGUGAAAAACAUACGAAAUGCCUUUACGUUGAUAAUUUUUUGCAAAUCCAAUCUAUUUUCAACGUUGACUCAACGUCAUCACACUGAUUUGUUUUUGUUGAAAUGAUGUGGAUCAAUGUUGAUUCAACCAGUUUUUGCCCAGUGGGCUGUUUCAGUCCAUUUUGUCCCAUUUGAUGGAAAAUGAACAUGACCCAGCGUAGCCGCAGACAGACGGCUUUAAACAAGGCUUUAUGGAGCAGAGACACAGCAGACUGCAGUCAUUCCUUCCACAAGCAGCAGAGAGCUCCUACAGCUGGCUCUCACCAAGGCAUUUUCCUUUUAAAGCAACAUUUGAAACACUUCAAACAGUUAAAAAAUGGAUCAGGGAAAAAACACACCCUGAAACUGUUCUGUGCUAUUUCAUGUUUAGGCUAUGUCCUGAGAACCAUACUGUCUAUGGCAGAAGAGACUUGUUCAUAUGAAAGUCUAUAAUUUUUCCUGCCCAUGUGUCCUGACCGGGAAAAACUCUGGGCCCAAGUUUACAGACUACAACUAAGAACAGGAGUUUUACCUGGGUCAGAACACAAGGGCAGGGGCAUACAGUACAUUUCUCUUACCAUGAUUAAUGAGUGACUGGUUGAAUCAGUGAAAUGAUACACAACUUCUUAAUAACGGUCUGUAACCAGUAUGACCGUUUCUGAACCAAAACCAGCCCUGUAACCAUGGUUACUAAUCUAGCACUGCGUCCUCUGGUUUGUCCAGUAUCUCCUGAAGAUCCAGGAGCUGAGGGUACGUCAGGGUCCAGACCUGCUCCAGAGUCUUAUCAAGUACUUCCAGGCCCAGCUCAAGUAAGUUCUCCUUCUAUGCUUUCAUGCCCUUUUCAAACUACUGAGCCAAGCAGAGCUGUACUGCACUGGCCUGGUUAUAGUCUGAAAUAAAACAUGUAAGACAAUUUUUAUAUCCAAGGCAGUACGGUUCUGGUUGGCCCUAUAGUUUGAAUUGAAAGAGUCCUCGCUGAACUCAUUUGGCCUUAUGGAAAGCGUAUGGCUUUCAUUUGUAGCCUACUGCUGUAUCUCCCAGCUACUUACUACACGUCAUAAGGUUUUACCUCAGGAAUGUUACUGUGGCUUCUGGUGUCAUGUUGUGGCUGUUUUGGUUUUGUCUUCCUUUUACUACAGUAGCUAUCGCCACGCUACUUAACUAUUCGGUUGCAUAUGUUAUAUGUGUUCUACGUGUGUUUGUGGAGCGUGUGUGUGUGUGUGCGCGCGCUCCUGUGUGUCUCUCUCUCUCUGUGUGUGUGUGUUUGGGGUUGUGUACCUGAGUGUAUGACUCAGUGUUAUUGUGUCAUCUCAGUUUUUUCCAGGACGGCUUGAAAGCUGCCGAAAACCUUAGUCCCUUUGUGGAGAAGCUGGCUACGUCGGUGCACAUGGUAAUAACAACUGUUUCUGUUUGUUUUGUCUGUCUGUCUACCUGUCUGUCUGUCUGUCACACACACACACACACACACACACACACACACACACACACACACACACACACACACACACACACACACACUAACUACCAACUCCAACUGGACAUUAGUCAUCACCUGCUAUGGAAGCCCAGUACAGACAGAAUAACAGAUUAUGCAUCGCAGCAGACAACUCCACUGUAAGUCUCAUAGACAGACAACUCCACUGUAAGUCUCAUAGACAGACAACUCCACUGUAAGUCUCAUAGACAGACAACGGUUGAGUAAGUAAGCUACAGUCAAAUUCCUAAGCCUCAACCUCCUCUCUCCUCCCAGACUUUCCCAACCCACAAGCUGUCUGCUAUUUGAUGCAAUUCCCAAUUUCAUUGGAAGUACGGGCCCCUUAUGCUAUAAUCGCCCAGACAGGUUUUCCAAACCAGGCAAAGCUUACAUUUUCCUACCCAUAUCCCCCCAACUGCCAAACCAGGAGACUAUCGUAAGGUACCGGUUAUGGUUGUCAAGGUUACAGGGCAGUGGUGUUGAAGUGUAGUCUUAAAUGACAUGGUUAUACAGCCUGGUCCACCUUAAAUGGCAUGGUGUGGUGGGUAUACAGCCUGGUCCACCUUAAAUGGCAUGGUGUGGUGGUUAUACAGCCUGGUCCACCUUAAAUGGCAUAGUGUGGUGGUUAUACUAAGCCUGGUCCACAUUGUGGUUUACUGACCUAAUGUCGGGUUGCACUCUCUCUCUCUCUCUCUCUCUGUCUCUCUGUCUCUCUCUCUCUCUCUGACAUCAGGCACAGUGUUAGUAACGGACACUUGAGUUUAAUGAGAGUGUCGUCGGUUCUUCUUGCUCUGCAUGGUCGGAAAAGGGGCAAGCUCGUGCACGCUGUUUCUCAGGUUCAAGGGAGUUUUAUGGAAAAGAAACCUGUUGGGACUUUUUCACGGUUCACCUAAACGUUGUUUUGUUGUCAUCCUGUUUGAUUGGUUGUUGUUUCAUCAGACCCAGACCAUUCUAAUGCAACAGGCAGAUAGGGGUUGUGCUAGCCUGGCGCUUUGUGCUGUCUAGGAUUUGGCAAGACAGCACAAACUGAUCUGGAGGGAAAGAGGUACGGUUUCCACCCAGAAACCAAAGACUGUUCUAGAAUGCUCUGUUACACUUUAUUUUGCAACGUUAUGCAAAGCUUUGGUUUAACAGCUGUCCACACCCAUUGAUUGGGGACAUUUCAGCAAAGCUUCCCAUCCCAAAUCCAUUGUUUUUGGGAGACGGUUGGUGUUGUCAAAAGCUAGUGCACGCCACGUACACCAGCUACUCCCUCCAAAUGCUCCCAUAAUAUCAGCCAAAUCACUGUCUGUUUAGAUAUUAGCUACAGUAGAUGGCGUUCAGCUAGAAAGCUGAUCUGUCCUGUGUCUGUGUGUGUGUGUGUCUGUGUGUGUGUGUGUGUGUGUGUGUGUGUGUGUGUGUGUUUACUGUAGGUGCGUCAGGACCAGGAUGAAGAGGUGAGACAGCUCUCUCAGCUACGAGACUCCCUGAGACUGCUGCUACAGGUGGAGGGGAAAGAGGUACGGUUUCCACCACCACAGAACUCAAACACCCACUAUAAACUAUACUAGAUCGCUUUCCAGGGUCUUGUUCAUUAGCCACCAAACGGUAGAAAACUGACUCAAACAGAGGGGGACUACCUGGGCUUGUCCAAUAAGAAGUGUUCAUUUUCCUUUGGCAAAUGUUUUGAAACGUUUUCCAUUGCUUGCCCUAAUGAACACGAUCAUGGUGGGUGGGUAUAAAAAUAAAACAGGUAUCUUUUCAAUUACUCAUAGUCAAUCUAUAUUUUAAUAAAGGAUUUUUCUCCCGUUUUGUCCUAGGAAUACCUGACCGGAAAGAACUCUGGUAACGGCUACAGCAUCCACCAGCCUCAAGGCAACAAGAAGUAUGGUACGGAAAAGUCAGGCUUCCUACAGAAGAGGAGUGACGGGUGAGUCUGUCUGGAGAAUGUGAAAAUACUGAUAAAUAUACUGACCAUGUACUGAAAACACACAAGGCUCCACUUCCCACCAUUAACCCCAAUACGAGGAUUCCACUAGCCUGUGUAACUGAGAUUAGAACGUGCUGUGAACUCACUUCACAGCUAGCUCGAAAUGGUGCUAUUGAAUUGCAUCCUUUUCUACAGCUCAACUGGUUUGUAUUUUGUCAAGCGGGCGGUCAUGUGUUGGUGAGGCCCAGUCAGAGGCAAGUUUAGGGAGGCAGCUCGAUAUGCUAAGAUAGCACACAUAGGAUUUGGCAAGACAGCAUAAACCGAUCCGGGUCUAGGCUAGGAUGUCACAGGCUGUUUUAUGGUUGUGACUAGACGGAGUACAGCUACGGACGACAUUUACAAUUGAACUACCGCAAGAGUUUGGACUUGAUGAUGAGUCGGAGUCAGAUAUCACAGAGGUUGCUCAAAGUAGAAAUAUAUAGCCAGUGCACAGAUACAAUAUAACCUAGCCAACUGCCAAUGCAGCCUAAAUAUGGAUGCAGUGCUUUGUCAGCCCCAGCUGGUCUUCAUUAUUCUGGGGGUUUGGAUCCAGGCGGUGAGGCCUGGCGUGAGUGAGUGAGUGAGUGAGUGAGUGAGUGAGUGAGUGAGUGAGUGAGUGAGUGAGAGUGAGAGUGAGAGAGAGAGAGAGACCAUUCUAGCUCCCCUCAUUCUCAGAGCGUUAGAUUACAGUGUGAUAACAUGGGGGGAAGUGAGUCAGUUGGGGAAACGAACUUGUAUUCCUGGAAAUGAUGUGUAAACUUGAUGGUACUGUAGAUAUACAGUAAGUUAUACCUGACUCAGACUGUGGUCUGUGUCUCUCUGUCUCCCCUCUCUCUUUCACUCCCUCCAGGAUUAGGAAGGUGUGGCAGAAGAGGAAGUGUGGUGUCAAGUACGGCUGUCUGACCAUCUCCCACAGCACGGUGAGACUCACCAUGUCAUGUGGCCUUUUAGCUGACAUUUCAUUCACCUCUCAUUUCCUGUACCCCAAUACAGGAUGUAAACCAUACAGUAAAGCUCACUGCCAAAAGUCAUCCUCAAUACAAUAUACCUGACUACCUGUAACUUUAAAUCAGUCGCCAGUAGGGCUGACCCCAUUUAGUCGACUGGUCGAUUGUUUGGUUGACCGAGAUUUCUUUAGUCGAGCAGUAGCAAAAAAAAUAUUAUAAUAAUAACAAAUCCAUGGUGUACAAGACACCUGUCUGAUUGGCUCCUGUCUGAGUGGACUGAUCCAUUGUGGAGGCCGUGGGGAUGGUACAGUCUAUCAGUCUAAGACGUGCUACUGAAAUUGUAUAUGGUUAUAUUAUGUAAGAACAAUGGUGCAACACAAAUCAAAAUAAUAUUAUUUUAUAACAAAUAUGCUUUCUCUCGCGUUGGAUAGUGCACUGUUGAAUUGGUGCCUUUGCCUAGACCAUGUUGCUAUGUGCAUAAUAGCAAAGUUAACCAGCAUAUUGGUGUUGAGAACAAUGUGGCGGAGGCAGCAGCAGAGUUAGGAGACGAGAAAACAGCCCUUGCCUUAAUUGUCUAAGAAGUGAGGAGAGAGGAAACCCCAACUUAAUUAGGUCUAUGAUUAACAGCCUAACUGUUAAAUGUGGCUGGCUUUAUACAGUGGGGGAAAAAAGUAUUUAGUCAGCCACCAAUUGUGCAAGUUCUCCCACUUAAAAAGAUGAGAGAGGCCUGUAAUUUUCAUCAUAGGUACACGUCAACUAUGACAGACAAAAUGAGAAAAAAAAUUCCAGAAAAUCACAUUGUAGGAUUUUUUAUGAAUUUAUUUGCAAAUUAUGGUGGAAAAUAAGUAUUUGGUCAAUAACAAAAGUUUCUCAAUACUUUGUUAUAUACCCUUUGUUGGCAAUGACACAGGUCAAAUGUUUUCUGUAAGUCUUCACAAGGUUUUCACACACUGUUGCUGGUAUUUUGGCCCAUUCCUCCAUGCAGAUCUACUCUAGAGCAGUGAUGUUUUGGGGCUGUCGCUGGGCAACACAGACUUUCAACUCCCUCCAAAGAUCUUCUAUGGGGUUGAGAUCUGGAGACUGGCUAGGCCACUCCAGGACCUUGAAAUGCUUCUUACGAAGCCACUCCUUCGUUGCCCUGGGCGGUGUGUUUGGGAUCAUUGUCAUGCUGAAAGACCCAGCCACGUUUCAUCUUCAAUGCCCUUGCUGAUGGAGGAGGUUUUCACUCAAAAUCUCACGAUACAUGGCCCCAUUCAUUCUUUCCUUUACACGGAUCAGUCGUCCUGGUCCCUUUGCAGAAAAACAGCCCCAAAGCAUGAUGUUUCCACCCCCAUGCUUCACAGUAGGUAUGGUGUUCUUUGGUAUGCAACUCAGCAUUCUUUGUCCUCCAAACACGACGAGUUGAGUUUUUACCAAAACAUUUAUAUUUUGGUUUCAUCUGACCAUAUGACAUUCUCACAAUCCUCUUCUGGAUCAUCCAAAUGCACUCUAGCAAACUUCAGACGGGCCUGGACAUGUACUGGCUUAAGCAGGGGGACACGUCUGGCACUGCAGGAUUUGAGUCCCUGGCGGCGUAGUGUGUUACUGAUGGUAGGCUUUGUUACUUUGGUCCCAGCUCUCUGCAGGUCAUUCACUAGGUCCCCCCUGUGUGGUUCUGGGAUUUUUGCUCACCGUUCUUGUGAUCAUUUUGACCCCACGGGGUGAGAUCUUGCGUGGAGCCCCAGAUCGAGGGAGAUUAUCAGUGGUCUUGUAUGUCUUCCAUUUCCUAAUAAUUGCUCCCACAGUUGAUUUCUUCAAACCAAGCUGCUUACCUAUUGCAGAUUCAGUCUUCCCAGCCUGGUGCAGGUCUACAAUUUUGUUUCUGGUGUCCUUUGACAGCUCUUUGGUCUUGGCCAUAGUGGAGUUUGGAGUGUGACUGUUUGAGGUUGUGGACAGGUGUCUUUUAUACUGAUAACAAGUUCAAACAGGUGCCAUUAAUACAGGUAACGAGUGGAGGACAGAGGAGCCUCUUAAAGAAGAAGUUACAGGUCUGUGAGAGCCAGAAAUCUUGCUUGUUUGUAGGUGACCAAAUACUUAUUUUCCACCAUAAUUUAAUUGAUUCAUAAAAAUAAAUUCAUAAAAAAUCCUACAAUGUGAUUUUCUGGAUUUUUUUUUCUCAAUUCGUCUGUCAUAGUUGACGUGUACCUAUGAUGAAAAUUACAGGCCUCUCUCAUCUUUUUAAGUGGGAGAACUUGCACAAUUGGUGGCUGACUAAAUACUUUUUUCCCCACUGUAAAUCAUCCAUCUAUAUCUACAGAAAUAAGACAGAUCCUGCUUCUGUUGCCUGUUUGACUGUUUGUUUAAUAGCCUACUGAUUCCAUAAGCACCAAGCUAAUUCCGCUUAUUCCGUUUUUUAUCUUUGCUAUCCUUUAAUAAAGGCUUUACACUUGUUUUUCGUUAGACCAGCCUCUCUGGUAUUAUUUAUAAUUUAUUUAGUGUUGUUUACACUGUUUCAAAUUGUCCGAUUUUUAUUUUAUUUAUAAUAAUAAUAAUAAUAAUAAUAAUAAUAAUAAUAACCCUCCUUUUUCCUUGAUCUCCUUAUUGUUAUUAGUUAUUAUUAUUAUUAUUUAUUAUUAUGAUGAUCAUUAUAAUAAUAAGUAAUGUCAUCAUCAUUCGUAGGCUUAGUAUAGCAGCCUUGUAUAACCACCAUCGAGCUGUAGGCCUGAGAACACAUCCUGUUUAGUCUUAAUACCAUAACUUACUUAGGCCUAUAUUUCAAUCAGUCGAUUGGUCGAAAGAACAGACGACUCUUGGUCGACCAAUAAUUGUUUUAGUUGUGGACAGCCCUAGUCGUCAGGUUGCUGAUACCAUAGUUAAGCUUAACAGGCUGGCCUAGUAGUGCAUACAGACCUCUUCCCUUUUUCCACAUGUUGUUACGUUACAGCCUUGUUCUAAAAUUGAUUAAAUUAAGUUUUCCCUCAUCAAUCUACACACAAUAACCCAUAACGACAAAGCAAAAACUGUUUUUUAGAAAUAAAAAAUAAAAAACCUUAUUUACAUAAGUAUUCAGACCCUUUGCUAUGAGAAUCGAAAUUGAGCUCAGGUGAAUCCUGUUUCGAUUGAUCAUCCUUGAGAUGUUUCUACAACUUGAUUGGAGUCCACUUGUGGUUAAUUCAAUUGAUUGGUCAUGGAUUUGGAAAGGCACACACCUGUCUAUAUAAGGUCCCACAGUUGACAGUGCAUGUCAGAGCAAAAACCAAGCCAUGAGGUCGAAGGAAUUGUCCGUAGAGCUCCGAGACAAGAUUGUGUCGAGGCACAGAUCUGGGGAAGGGUACCAAAAAAUGUCUGCAUCAUUGUAGUUCCCCAAGAACACAGUGGCCUCCAUCAUUCUUAAAUGGAAGAAGUUUGGAACCACCAAGACUCUUCCUAGAGCUGGCCGCCUGGCCAAAUUGAGCAAUCGGGGGAUAAGGGCCUUGGUCAGGGAGGUGACCAAGAACCCGAUGGUCACUCUGACAGAGCUCCAUAGUUCCUCUGUUGAGAUGGGAGAACCUUCCAGAAGGACAACCAUCUCUGCAGCACUCCACCUAUCAGACCUUUAUGGGAGAGUGGCCAGACGGAAGCCACUCCUCAGUAAAAGGCACAUGACAGCCUGCUUGGAGUUUGCCAAAAGGCACCUAAAGGACUCUCAGACCAUGAGAAACAAGAUUCUCUGGUCUGAUGAAACCAAGAUUGAACUCUUUGGCCUGAAUGCCAAGUGUCACGUCUGGAGGAAACCAGGCACCGCUCAUCACCUGGCCAAUACCAUCCUACAUUGAAGCAUGGGGGUGGCCACAUCAUGCUGUGGGGAUGUUUUUCAGUGGCAGGGACUGGGAGACUAGUCAGGAUCGAGGGAAAGAUGAACGGAGCAAAGUACAGAUGAAAACCUGCUCCAGAGCGCUCAGGACCUCAGACUGGGGCGAAGGUUCACCUUCCAACAGGACAACGACCCUAAGCACACAGCGAAGACAACGCAGGAGUGUCUUUGGGACAAGUCUCUGAAUGUCCUUGAGUGGCCCAGCCAGAGCCCGGACUUGAACCCGAUCUAACACCUCUGGAGAGACCUGAAAAUAGCUGUGGACGGUCCCCAUCCAACCUGACAGAGCUUGAGAGGAUCUGCAGAGAAGAAUGGGAGAAAUUCCCCAAAUACAGGUGUGCCAAGCUUGUAGUGUCAUACCCAAGAAGACUCAAGGCUGUAAUCGCUGCCAAAGGUGCUUCAACAAAGUAUUGAGUAAAGGGUCUGAAUACUUGUGUAAAUGAUUUUUUAUUUUAUUUUAUUUGUAAUACAUUUGCUUAAAUUUCUAAAAACCAGUUUUUGCUUUGUCAUUAUGGGGUAUUGUGUGUAGAUUGAGGAGGGAAAAAAUAUAUUUGAUCAAUUUUAGAAUAAGGCUGUAACGUAACAAAAUGUGGAAAAAGCGAAGGGAUCUGAAUACUUUCUGAAGACACUGUAUACCAUAGUUGUUGGGACCAUUCCGGAAAAGACGAUGUGAAAAGAUAGGAUCUGAGCCAGCAUAGUGGGGUUUGGGUCAGCCCUAGAGUGGGAAUUGACCCCAGUGUCAUUGGUUCCACAGAUAAACCGACCACCGGCAAAGCUCAACCUCCUGACCUGUCAGGUGCGCCCCAACCCCGAUGAGAGGAGGACCUUUGACCUGGUCACACGUAGGUUCACCUCUCCCUGACCUCUCACCCUUGACCUCUCACCCCUCACCUCUCCACAUACCUAUGGUCUGAGCUGUGUGCAAGUGCAUUUGCGUGUCUAUAUGCGUGUGUAUUUGUCUGAGCCUGUGUGUAUGUAAUGGAAAGCAGGUGCAGAGAGGCUAGUCUCCCUCAACCGAUCCUCUCUCUGUGUCUGUGGAUCAGGUUUUCCCCCUGUAUGUAUCCCUUGGAAUGUAGCCUACUGCACUCUCUCUGUCAUCCUCCUCUCUCUCUCCUCUCCUGUCCUGUCCCUCUAAAUUCACACCUAUCUUUCCUCUCUCUCCUCUCCAGAUAAUCGGACGUACCAUUUCCAAGCCGAGGACGAGCAGGAAUGCGUUAUGUAAGCACAGCACUGGAAUCCCCCCUUGUUUCUAUACAAGUAUUGUUCCAAAUACACUGGAAUCCCUCCUCGUUUCUAUACAAGUAUUGUUCCAAAUACACUGGAAUCCCUCCUCGUUUCUAUACAAGUAUUGUUCCAAAUACACUGGAAUCCCUCCUAGUUUCUAUACAAGUAUUGUUCCAAAUACACUGGAAUCCCUCCUCAUUUCUAUACAAGCAUUGUUCCAAAUACACUGGAAUUCCUCCUAGUUUCUAUACAAGUAUUGUUCCAAAUACGCUGGAAUCCCUCCUAGUUUCUAUACAAGUAUUGUUCCAAAUACGCUGGAAUCCCUCCUAGUUUCUAUACAAGUAUUGUUCCAAAUACGCUGGAAUCCCUCCUCGUUUCUAUACAAGUAUUGUUCCAAAUACACUGGAAUCCCUCCUCGUUUCUAUACAAGUAUUGUUCCAAAUACACUGGAAUCCCUCCUUGUUUCUAUACAAGUAUUGUUCCAAAUACACUGGAAUCCUUCAUAGAUUGUAUACAAGCAUUGUUCCCAUAGAAAUAGAAUGAAUAGAACGGGCAUCCCCGUUCAAGUCAAUGGUGACAUAAUGAUGGGACUGGCGGCCAUUGCUAGUGUACCCAUAGCAAAGCAGGAAGUAAAAGCAGGAAGUGUACCCAUCAAUCUGUGCUGUGAUUUGUUGAAUCACCUCAACUGACAUUACAAAAAUACUUUCCAUUGCAUGAGCCACAUCAAUUAACAUAAUUUGGAUGAACAUUCUACAUUACCAUGGAAGUUGUUGCAUCACAAUACCAGGCAUCUAUUGCGAGUGUACCCAUGAGUUUACCUGUCAAAUUGCCAGGGUUAGAGGUUCCAAGCCCAUUCUAUUCAUUCGAUUUCUAUGAUUGUUCCAAAUACACUGACAUCCCUCCUAGAUUCUAUACAAGCAUUGUUCCAGAUCCACUGAGGUGUAUAUAAGGGCAGUGACUGAGCCAUUCAGAAAGAGAAAGAGAGAAAUUCCAUUCAGAAAGAGGAAACGAUUACAAUAUAUUAUUUAUUUCAGAGAGAGGAACAGAUACAAAGUAGAUCUUCUUUCAGAAAGAGAAAUAGAAAAUGAUACUGAGAUACAUAGAAAGAAAGAAAGAAAACAGAGUGAAGUUACAGAAAGCAGAAAAGGGAUACAUUCAGAAAAAAGAGAUACAAUGUAUUUCAAGACACAGAGACACACAGACUCCGAUUUAGCUUUUGACUCAAUUUGGCAUGAGGGUCUGCUAUACAAAUUGAUGGAAAGCGGUGUUUGGGGGACAACAUACGAUGUUAUAAAAUCUAUGUACACAAACAAGUGCAGUUAAAAUAGGCAAUAAACACACAGAUGUCUUUCCUCAGGCCGUGGGGUGAGACAGGGAUGCAGCUUGAGCCCCACCCUCUUUAACAUACAAUGCCUAUAGAAAGUCUACACCCCUGUGAACUUUUUUCACAUUUUGUUGUCAUUGCCUCAGUUUCAUGCAUUUAAAUAAAAAUGUUUUCCCACUUAUCUACACACUUUUAAGGAGAUGUUUUUGGGGGGUGAAAAAAUGACAUACUGUAUUAAAAAUACAAAAUUGAAAUAUCAUAAUUGGAUAAAUCUCCACCCACCUGAGUUAAUACUAGGUGGAAACACCUUUAGCAGCCAUUACAGCUGUGAGUCUGUUGGGAUAGGUCUCUACCAACUUUGCACACCUAGAUUUGGCAAUAUUUGACCAUUCUUCUUCACAAAACUGUUCAAGCUCUUUCAAGUUCUUUGGACAGCAAUCUUCAAGUCAUGCCACAUAUUUUGGAUUGGAUUUAGGUCAGAGCUCUGACUGGGCCACUCAAGGACAUUUACCUAUUUAUUCCUUAGCCACUUUGGCUGUGUGCUUCGGGUCGUUGUCAUGCUGAAAGGUGAACUUCCAUCCCAGUUUCAGCUUUCUUGCGGAGGGCAGCAGGUUUGCUUCAAGGACUUUUCUGUACAUUUCUCCAUUCAUCUUCCCUUCUAUCCUGAUAAGUGCCCCAGUCUCUGACGAUGAGAAACAUCCCCAUAACAUGAUGCUGCCACCACCAUGCUUCACAGUAGGGAUGUGUUCUUUGGGUGAUGUGCCGUGUUGGGUUUGCACCAAACGUAACUCUUUGCAUCUACAGUUGAAGUCGGAAGUUUACAUACACCUUAGCCAAAUACAUUUAAACUCAGUUUUUCACAAUUCCUGACAUUUAAUCCUAGUAAAAAUUCCCUGUCUUAGGUCAGUUAGGAUCAUCACUUUAUUUUAAGUAUGUGAAAUGUCAAAAUAAUAGUAGAGAGUGAUUUAUUUCAGCUUUUAUUUCUUUCAUCACAUUCCCAGUGGGUCAGAAGUUUACAUGCACUCAAUUAGUAUUUGGUAGCACUGCCUUUAAAUUGUUUAACUUGGGUCAAACGUUUCGGGUAGCCUUCCACAAGCUUCCCACAAUAAGUUGGGUGAAUUUUCGCCCAUUCCUCCUGACAGAGCUGGUGUAACUGACUCAGGUUUGUAGGCCUCCUUGCUCGCACACGCUUUUUCUGUUCUGCCCACAGAUUUUCUAUAGGAUUGAGAUCAGGGCUUUGUGAUGGCCACUCCAAUACCUUGACUUUGUUGUCCUUAAGCCAUUUUGACACAACUUUGGAAGUAUGCUUGCGGUCAUUGUCCAUUUGGAAGAUCCAUUUGCCACCAAGCUUUAACUUCCUGACUGACGUCUUGAGAUGUUGCUUUAAUAUAUCCACAUCAUUUUCCUUUCUCAUGAUGCCAUCUAUUUUGUGAAGUGCACCAGUCCCUCCUGCAGCAAAGCACCCCCACAGCAUGAUGCUGCCACCCCCGUGCUUCACGGUUGGGAUGGUGUUGUUCGGCUUGCAAGCCACCCCCUUUUUCCUCCAAACAUAACGAUGGUCAUUAUGGCCAAACAGUUCUAUUUUUGUUUCAUCAGACCAGAGGACAUUUCUCCAAAAAGUACGAUCUUUGUCCCCAUGUGCAGUUGCAAACCUUAGUCUGGCUUUUUUAUGGCGGUUUUGGAGCAGUGGCUUCUUGCUUGCUGAGCGGCCUUUCAGGUUAUGUCGAUAUAGGACUCGUUUUACUGUGGAUAUAGAUACUUUUGUACCUGUUUCCUCCAGCAUCUUCACAAGGUCCUUUGCUGUUGUUCUGGAAUUGAUUUUCACUUUUCGCACCAAAGUACGUUCAUCUCUAGGAGACAGAACGCGUCUCCUUCCUGAGCGGUAUGACGGCUGUGUGGUCCCAUGGUGUUUAUACUUGCCUACUAUUGUUUGUACAGAUGAACGUGGUACCUUCAGGCGUUUGGAAAUUGCUCCCAAGGAUGAACCACACUUGUGGAGGUCUACACAUUUUUUUCUGAGGUCUUGGCUGAUUUCUUUUGAUUUUCCCAUGAUGUCAAGCAAAGAGGCACUGAGUUUGAAGGUAGGCCUUGAAAUACAUCCACAGGUACACCUCCAAUUGACUCAGAUGAUGUCAAUUAGCCUAUCAGAAGCUUAUAAAGCCAUAGUAUCAUUUUCUGGAAUUUUCCAAGCUGUUUAAAGGCACAGUCAACUUAGUGUAUGUAAACUUCUGACCCACUGGAAUUGUGAUACAGUGAAAUAAUCUGUCUGUAAACAAGUGUUGGAAAAGUAGAUGUCCUAACCAAUUUGCCAAAACUAUAGUUUGUUAACAAGAAAUUUGUGGAGUGGUUGGAAAACGAGUUUUAAUGACUCCAACCUAAGUGUAUGUAAACUUCCGACUUCAACUGUAGGCCAAAAAGUUCAAUUUUAGUUUAGUCAGACCACAAAACGUUUUGCCACAUGGCUACAGAAUCUCCAGAGUGUUUUUGUGCAUACUUCAAAUGGGAUUCAAGGUGGGCUUUCUUGAGUAAUGGCUUCGUUCUGGCCACCCUACAGUACAUGGCCGAUUUGUGGUGUUUGGGAUAUCGUUGUCACAUGCACACUUGGACCAGUCUUGUCCAUAAAAGCCUGUAUAUGUUUUUCACUUCGAAGUUGUGGCGUAGGAUGUUUAGAUCAAUGGGGGAAAAACCAGUUUAAUCCAUUUUAAUUCAAGGCUAUUUGAAGAUUUUGAAAGGGGGGUAGACUUUCUAUAGGCACUGUAUAUAUCAAUGAAUUGGCGAGGGCACUAGAACAAUCUGCAGCACCUGGUCUCACCCUACUAGACUCUGAAGUCAAAUGUUUACUGUUUGCAGAUGAUCUGGUGCUUCUGUCCCCAACCAAGGAGGGCCUACAGCAGCACCUAGAUCUUCUGCACAGAUUAUGUCAGACCUGGGCCCUGACAGUAAAUCUCAGUAAGACAAAAAUAAUGGUGUUUCAAAAAAGGUCCAGUUGCCAGGAAAACAAAUACGAAUUCUAUCUAGAAACUGUUGCCCUAGAGCACACAAAUAACUAUAUCUACCUCAGCCUAAACAUCAACACCACAGGUAAUUUCCACAAGUUACAAUGAUCUAAGUUACAACAAUCUAAGAGACAAUGCAAGAAGGGCUUUCUAUGCCAUCAAAAGGAACAUAAAACUAGACAUCCCAACUAGGAUCUGUCUAAAAAUACUCCAAUCAGUUCUAGAACCCAUUGCUCUCUAUGGUUGUGAGGUCUGGGGUGCUUUCACCAACCAAGAAUUCACAAAAUGGGACAAACACCCAAUUGAGACUCUGCAUGCAGAAUUCUGCAAAAAUAUCCUUUACUGUAUGUACAAUGCAAAACCCCAAACAAUGCAUGCAGAGCAGAAUGAAGACUAUACCCGCUAAUUAUCAAUAUCCAGAAAAGAGCUGUUAAAUUCUACAACCACUUAAAAGGAAGCGAAGCCCACAUAUUCCACCACAAAGCCCUCACCUACAGAGAGAUCAACCUAGAGAAGAGUCCCCUCAGGCAGUUGGUUCUGGGGCUCUGUUCACAAACACAAACAGAGCCCCAGGACAGCAACACAAUUAGACCCAACCAAAUUAUGAGAAAACAAAAAAGAAAGAAAGAAUCAACCAAAAAACAGAGCAAACUGGAAUGUUAUCUGGCCCUAAACAUAGUGGCAGAAUACCUGACCACUGUAACUGACCCAAAACAAAGAAAAUCCUUGACUAUGUACAGACUCAGUGAGCAUAGCCUUGCUAUUGAGAGAGGCCGCCGUAGGCAGACCUUGCUCUCAAGAGAAGAAGGGCUAUGUGCACACUGCCCACAAAAUGAGGUGGAAACUGAGCUGCACGAGAGAGUGAGCGAGAGAGGGUAGCUGGUGUGGGAUGGGACCUCUCUCUGGGGCACACAGAGCUGGUGUGGGAUGGGACCUCUCUCUGGGGCACACAGAGCUGAGUAGUUUCUCUCCUCCCUUCCUCCUCGGGAUCAAGCCUUUGGAUGUCGUCUGUGGAGAGGUGAGAAGAAGAAGGGAGGAGGCUCAGCUGAAACAAAAGCAACAAAAAGAAAGAAAGAUUGAGAGAGGGGUAUGAGAAUGAGAAAGUGUAAAUGUGCCAAGCUCCCAGUGGUGGUACAUUAACCCAAGUAUAUAACUAUAAAGACACAGGACUAUCAUGUGGGCAGUCUGUGCUUUUGAAGAGCAGAAGGUAGACCUCCAUAGUAGUCCCAUUAAAAAAAAAAACAUUUGAAAUGUACCGGUAAAAAUCAGUAAGACAUUUCCAGAAUGAAUGACUUGUAAGACAUUACAUACCUGUAUAAACACUAUAUUGUAUUGUUUAAUCUCUCUCUCUCUCUCUUCACCCCCCCUCCCCUCCCCUCCCCUCCCUCCUCUCCCCUCCCCUAGUUGGGUGUCGGUGCUGCAGAACAGUAAGGAGGAAGCCCUGAACACGGUGUUGGGAGGGGACCAGUCGCAGUUCCAAGACUCCGGGCUGCAGGAGCUGGCCAGGGCUGUCAUCACCGAGCUCAGACACAUGCCCGGCAACGAGUCCUGCGCCGACUGUGGAGCCCACGGUGAGACUGGUGGACAGGAGAUAGUCAGUGGGAGGAUUCAUUGAGAGGCUUUAGGCUGUGCUCUUGUCCUGUCUCCACACUUAAAGAGACGUGUGGAGAAUCAGGACACAGCCAGUAGGGAUGGAAUGUAAGUCCCAAUUUAUAAACUGGGUGGUUCGAGCCCUGAAUGCUGAAUGGCUGACAGCCGUGGUAUAUUACACCAUUUACCAUGUGUAUGACAAAACAUUUUUAUUUUUACUGCUCUAAUUACGUUGCGUCGUGCCUAAGAACAGCCCUUAGCCCAGGUAUAUUGGACAUAUACUAAACGCCCUCGAGGCCUUAUUGCUUAAGUAUAAAUCCCAGUGUUGAACUGCGCUAACUCUACUCCUCAUGCUCUGUCCCUGUGUUGUCAACAGAUCCCACGUGGCUCUCCACUAACCUGGGCAUCCUGACGUGUAUAGAGUGUUCUGGGAUCCACAGGGAACUGGGAGUCCACUACUCCAGGAUCCAGUCCCUCACACUGGACAUGCUUAGCACCUCCGAACUACUAGUAAUGUUGACCCCAUCUUAGUCCCAACACACCCACACACACACACACACACUGAUCUAUACACACACACACUGAUCUAUACACACACACACUGAUCUAUACACACACACACACACACACACACACACACACACACACACACUGAUCUAUACACACAUACACACACACAUACACACCUCCAUUUCUAAACAAGCGUUAAUUUGCUGAGCUCUGCCUUGGCUUUAGCUCAGCAUGCUAACUUGGUUUAUAGUUGUGACAAUGGCAUGGGUUAGAUAUGUAGUAUUUCAUUCAUAUUCAUGAUGCACUGAAAGUUUAGUCCCUAUACAGCUGUACUCACAUACCUUGUAUCCUAACGCCUCCACUGUCUGUCUGUCCACAGCUGGCAGUCAGUAUAGGCAACACCCGCUUCAAUGAUAUCAUGGAGGCCAAUCUUCCCAAUGAUUCCAUCAAACCCCUCCCCCAGAGUGACAUGUAAGUCCAUUAUAAGCCUCAUACUUCAAUCAUGUUCUCAUUGGUGGGGCAAUCUUGGUUUGAAACAACACAUUUUGACGGAAGCCAUAUUGGCACAAAAAAAUCCAAAACGAUAUCAACCAGGGUUGGGGUCAUUCCAUUUAAAUUCAGUUCUUGAAUCGACUGAAUUGAAAUGGAAUUGAACCCAACCCUGGUGCAAACAUGGAGGAUAUAGUUAACCAGUUGCUGCAUACCUAUGGCUCUGUCCGGUUGUGAAACCAGGAACGCCAGGAAGGAGUACAUCGUGGCCAAGUACGCGGAGCGGCGCUACGUGUUGCGCAGGGACCGGGACGGGGAGGACGGUGAGCCGUGGCGUGUGUACGAUGCCGUGAGGAGCCGGGACCUGACCGCCCUGCUGCAGCUGUACGCCCAGGGAGAGGACCUGGCCAAGCCGCUAGCACUGCCUGAGGGGGGACAGGUACUAGACAUAAGGCUGUGACGGUCAUGGAAUUGUGGAUGACGGUUAUGGUCAGCCAAAUGACCGUGGUCACCGUUAUAAUCGUUCAAAUUUGUAAAGAGUCCAUGUUACCGCAGAAACGAACUCAACCGCACAAAUGCCCGGCUGUCCCGUCUUCAGUCAGCCGUUCGUUCUACAAAACUUUUAAAUUAAAAUAAGACGUUUAAGACGUCUUCUUUUAUUUUCACGACGGUCUUCAUCCAUAAUCGUCGGUAACUGUGCCAGCCCUAGUACUAGAUAGCAGAGAGAUACACCCAUUUAGAUACACACACACACACACACACACACACACACACACACACACACAGCAGACAGACACAGUACUGCGACAGGUACUGGAUAGGACACGCACAAGCAUACAUGCGCACACCACACACACAAAUACACACACCAACACACACAAAUACACACACCAACACACACAAAUACACACACCACACACACAAAUACACACACACCAACACACACAAAUACACACACCAACACACACACCACACACACAAAUACACACACCAACACAAGCACACAGCAUAAACAUGAACAUGGUCAUAUUACAUGUAGGAUCGAGUAUGAAAUUCCCAAGAUAACUUCCCAGUGGAAGCUUUGAAGUGUGUGCCCCUCCAAGAUAUCAUUAGGAUGCUGUUUCUAAUGUUACGAGCUGUGAAAUUAUUCAAACACAAGGCAGCGGGUCGGCCCCAUAUGAUUUAAUUAGCUAGCUAAUGCCGGAAGGCUCCAUUUAAAAUUACAUUCUGGGAUUUGAAGAACAAAACAAAUAAAAUAUGAAAAUGAUCGUCGAACAAAUUGCCAGAUCCCAGACUGUGACUUUUAACAUGCCUCUAUGGGCUUGAUUCAUCUGGCUGUGGCUGGCCUCUCCUCUCAGAAGACUGCUUUGAUUCAUCUGGCUGUGGCUGGCCUCUCCUUUCAGAAGACUGCUGUGGUUGUAGUAUCUCAAAAUAAACCACUACAACUGUUGUACAUUGUAAUGUUGUAAACAUCGCCGUUUGUGUUUGUGUGUGUUCGCAGUGAAGUGUGUGUGAAGUGUGAGUGUGUAGUUAGUCAGAAGGCUCAGAACUGUAGUUAGUAACCACUCCCUUCUCUCUCUGUAAUUACACUCAAUCUAUCCCUCUCUCAUUUUACACCCUUAUAUCUCCUCUCCUCUCUUGUUUCCUCUCUCUCCCUCUCUUUUCAUUUCUUUGAUCAAUUUCACCCUCUGUUGCUUCCUAAGGGUGUGUAAUAGUACUGUCAUGCACACAUUUUGAUCUGUGUGUGUGGCGUGUGUGUGUGUGUGUAUGUAUGUGUGUGUGUGUUUGUGUGUGUGUGUUGUGUGUUGGCAGGGUCUCAUUUAUUAUUUCAGCUUUCUGGGUCAGAGCUCAUGUCUCCAGAGAGCUGAGGGGAGCAGUUCAUUGUAUUGCUCAUUCAUCACACACACACACACACACACACACACACACUCAGUGGGUGUACCUAAUGAGUUUCUUCUGUCUUCUAGCAUCUGAGAGAGACAGCUCUUCACUUGGCUGUGAGACUGGAGGAGAGGAGCUCUCUAUCCCUGGUGGACUUCCUCAUACAGAACAGGUGAGAGCCCCCUAACGGCAGACCCCUAAACAACACCAAACCCCUCAAUAACACCAGACCCCUCAAUAACACCAGAACAUGAUUACACAAGGGCUGUGUCAGAAAACUCACCGUAUAAUCUGUGCUUCCUCCGUUUCCCCCUCUUAGUGGGCCCUAUGCAGACCUGAGAUAAGUAGACUCAACAUUUUGAUUUCAGUCAACAAAUGUUGAUUGUUAUCUCAACUUAUCUCCAGUCUGAAUCGGGCCCAAAUUGCAUUGGGGGAGAGGAUCCAAGGUCCCUCCCUCAGACCUCCUCCACCAAUAGCUUUGAAGGGAGUUUAGGGAACAAGGAGGCAAGUAUUUGACUGCUAGUAACAUCUUCAGACACAGCCCAGGGGUGUGUACUCAGCAAGGCGAAACGUUUAGAGUGGUGCAGAUAGAAACACAUGAUGUACAUCAGAUAUGAUCACAUUUCACGCUCCUGAACAGACCCCAGCACUCCUUCCUCUAGCCUUACUCUGGCCGUGUCCCAAUUGUCUGUCGCCCUAUAUAGUGUACUACUUUUUGAUCAGGGCCCAUAUGGCUAUAGUCAUAAGUAGUGUGCUACGUAGGGAAUAUGGUGCCAUCUGGGACAGAUUCUCUGUCACCAGAAUUGACCAUUAGUACUGUCUUACCUACACCAGCCCCCUCUGAAGACAUACAUGUACAUCACAUUGACUCCAAUUGUCUGUCGCCACUUAACAAGUGUCUGUCUGGAGAAGAGGACUCUAGAGGGGAACACCGCUCUACACUACAGUGCCCAGCACCACAAAACAGAGUGCCUCAAACUGCUGCUCAAAGGAAAGGCUGUCCUCCACACAGGUACCUGGUACACACCUAUACACACACAUACAGUAUAUAUACAGUAUGUACACACACUGUGCCUUUAGUGCUUGUCAGUUGGGUUCAAUAGGGAUACCACAGUUGGAGACUUAACUGCUCUCUCCGUCUCUGUCUCUGUCUCUGUCUCUCUCUGUCUCUGUCUCUGUCUCUCCCCCUCUCCAUCUAUCCAUCCAUCCAUCCAUCCAUCCAUCCAUCCAUCCAUCCAUCCAUCCAUCCAUCCAGUGAAUUCAUCAGGAGAGACUGCUCUGGACAUCGCCAGGAGACUGCAGCACUCCCAGUGUGUGGAACUGGUAUGAGCUGACUGACUGGGUUUAGGUUUAUUUGAACAUUACAUUUACAUUUAAGUCAUUUAGCAGACGCUCUUAUCCAGAGCGACUUACAGUUAGUGCAUACAUUUUAUUGUAUUUUAUUUUUUAUAUAUUGUUUUCAUACUCUUGCUACAUAAGAUGAAACAAGCAUAAAAUGUGAUAUCAUACGAUAUAAAACACAGGUAAAAAAAUAUAUGAUUAGCCUAAUUAUAUGGACAGUUCAUCAUCAAAGUCAUAAACAACAAAUUGGCGAAACACUAAAUCAAUAAAUAUGCAUAUCAAUGUCUUUAGUGAUAGAGUCAUUUGCAUCGUUUGAGAGCUCUUGCCAAGAAAGGGACUGACUGACCCCUGACUUUACAGUUAACUCCCAGUGCAAAUACAACCUUUAUUUUCCUACUGGCUUCCCCUGCUAAACCUGCUUUGAACCCGUUCCAUUUCCUGUCUUCCUCUCCUUUAUGGAACAAUAGAUAACAUGCUGACUCUCUCCGAUUAUGGUUAGGUGCUGAAUUCUCAUAGUAAAGUCCAUAAUGAAAGACAUUGUUAAUUUCCUGUCCUCUUAUCAUUUAUGACCUUGUUGCGUGUUUUACUGGAAAACGAUAUCCAUUCAUUCCUGUUAAAACAGUGAAAAGCCAAGUAACCUAAGACUGAAGUUGCAUGACAGACUGUUAAAGGGCAACUUUAACAUAAAUGUUCAUAUUCAUUAUCUCCAGCACCAUACCAUGUCUACAAACUGUUUCAGCGCUUUUAACAUUUGUCCCAUAGCUUGAAUAUCCUCUUUUAUUUUCUGGAUUAUAUUUUGAGUAUUUAAAAGGUACUGAUAGGAGCAAUGACUUGACUUGCUAUGCUAUGUUUGUAAUCUGAGCAAAAUAUCGAUUUGUAGCUGAACUGACCUGUGUGUGUUUUUGUUCCUCUGUUUGUGUGUGUACGCGUGUGUGUUUGUUUGUGUGUGUGUGUGUUCCUGUGUGUGUGUGUUUGUGUGUGUACGUACGUGUGUGUGUGUGUUUGUUUGUGUUUUAGCUGGAGCUGGCCCAGAGUGGGAAGUUCAACACUCAGAUCCAUGUGGAGUACAUGUGGGAGACACAGAGCCAGGACAUGUACGACAGCGAAGAUGACUUGGAUGAGAGGGUACACGCAUGCACGCACGCACGCACAGGCAUACCGAAUACGACCUGGAGGAGAGGGUACACACACACACUAACCACUGCACAACCAAUACCCCAGUACUCCAGUACUCCCAACAGCACAUUUUUAUUGUAGCCCUGGACAAACUCACUAUCGCUCGACUUACACUUAGUCAUGGGGGUUGUUAGAAUGGGGGGGUGUUAGAAUGGGGGAGGUGUUAGAAAGGGGGGGUGUAAGAUUGGUUGAGGUGUUAGAAUGGGGGGUGUUAGAAUGGGGGGGGGUUAGAAUGGGGGAGGUGUUAGAAUAGGGGGAGGUGUUUAGAAUGGUGUAGGUGUUAGAAUGGGGGGGGUUAGAAUGGGGGAGGUGUUAGAAUGGGGGGAGGUGUUAGAAUGGGGGGGGUGUUAGAAUGGGGGAGGUGUUAGAAUGGGGAGGUGUUAGAAUGGGGGAGGUGUUUCAAAUGGGGGGGGUGUUAGAAUGGGGGGGUGUUAGAAAUGGUGGAGGUGUUAGAAUGGGGGGGGUAGAAUGGGGGGAGGUGUUAGAAUGGGGGAGGUGUUAGAAUGGGGGGGGGUGUAGAAUGGGGGAGGUGUUAGAAUGGGGGGAGGUGUUAGAAUGGGGGAGGUGUUAGAAUGGGGGGGGUUGUUAGAAUGGGGGAGGUGUUAGAAUGGGGGAGGUGUUCGAAUGGGGAGGGGGGAUGUUAGAAGGGGGGUGUGGAUGUUAGAAGGGGGGUGUGGAUGUUAGAAGGGGGGUGUGGAUGUUAGAAGGGGGUGUGUAGGGACUAGGGUGUAGGGACUAGGGUGUAGGGACUAGGGGGUAGGGCCUAGGGGGUAGGGCCUAGGGUGUAGGGACUAGGGGGUAGGGCCUAGGGUGUAGGGACUAGGGUGUAGGGACUAGGGGGUAGGGCCUAGGGGGUAGGGACUAGGGGGUAGGGACUAGGGGGUAGGGACUAGGGGGUAGGGCCUAGGGUGUAGGGACUAGGGGGUAGGGCCUAGGGUGUAGGGACUAGGAUGUAGGGACUAGGGUGUAGGGACUAGGGUGUAGGGCCUAGGGUGUAGGGCCUAGGGAUUGUUUUUGCCAUUUUUGGCAUCAUAUACUGACCAGCUCCCCCCCCCCCCCUCUCUACUCUUCAGGUGAACCCCUUACCCAGGAACCUGCACUCCCCUCUGCCCUCCAACGGGGGUGUGGUGGGCACCUCGCCCUCCCGCUGGAGCUUCGCCAACGCCCCCGUGGCGUGUAAGACCUAUGAAAACGUGGACUUCCUAUACCGUAACCCCCCCGCCAAUAGCGCGCCAUCUGGCGUCCUCAUGCCCCCACCCCCGCUGCCCGCUAAAGCCAUCAUGAGAGGUGAACAAACGCACAAACAUGAACGUUAUAGCCCAGGUAGUCCCCCUCUGUUUGAGUCAGUUUUCCACCGUUUGGUGGCUAAUGAACAAGACCCUGGAAAGCGGUCUAGUAUAGUUUAUAGUGGGUGUUUGAGUUCUGUGGUGGUGGAAACCGUACCUCUUUCCCCUCCACCUGUAGCAGCAGUCUCAGGGAGUCUCGUAGCUGAGAGAGCUGUCUCACCUCUUCAUCCUGGUCCUGACGCACCUACAGUAAACACACACACAGACACACACAGACACACACCUACAGUAAACACACACAUCUAAUCUGUUUCCACAUGAUCUGCAAACACUGAAAUAGGGGCUCGAUCUCAACUUGUCUUUCUGUGAUUCCUCUCAUCCCAUCUCCCCAUCCCAUUUCAUCUCCUCUCAUCCCAUCUCCCCAUCCCAUCCCAUUUAAUCUCCUCUCAUCUCCUCUCAUCUCAUCUCAUCUCCUCUCAUCCCAUCCCAUUUUCUUCUUAACUGUAUUUGAGGACCUUCCCUCGCAUCUUCCUCACCUUUUGAGAAGGAGGCAAGGAUGUGAGGAAUCAAGGAUGGACAAAUUGAGGAAGAGACUGUUUUGUAUGGCAGUCUGUUCCUGUGUCUCUCUCUCUCUCUCACUCACCUGAUCCCGUCUCCCUCUCUCCGCACCCCCAGGUCGCUCGGACCCCCAGAUCUCCUUGUCCACUCAGGAGGGGGUCAGCAAAACCCCCCAGCGCUGCUGCUCCAACCCUGCCCCACAGUCCAGCCCCAGACACAGCCCCCCCUCCCCCAUGCUGGAGGGUCAGGGAGCCCAGGGCCAGAGUCAGGGGGGGCGCCCACCCAGAUCACCCCAUGGCCAGGGGGGCCUGGUGAGGGGACAGAGACAGACCGCAGCCUGGGAGGGUCAGGCCAUUACUGGGUCAGGGUCCUCAGACAGAGACAGCACCAAGUCUAACAGCAGUUCCAGCUUCCCUCAGAACCACAUAGGACCUGUCAGGUAACCCUAAAAUACUUUCAGAACUGACAGAGAAAGUAGGAGAUCAGUCUGGUUUUGCAAUAUUAGGACGGAUAGACUCCCUCUAUUCCUGCUAGUUCAAAUGUUAGACUCCUUCCUGGUCACUCUUUUGUGUGUCUUCACAGUAAAAUGUUUCUAUUCAUGAUUUGAUGAUUAGAAAUGAAUAGUCAAACAUGUUUUUUUUAAAUGGACAACCCUAGAGUUAAGAGAGAGAAUUCAUCAGUUCUGAAGAUGACUGCCUUUGUUGUACUGUGUGUGUUCGGGCAGCAGUUUACUGCAAGGUAAAAUGACCUCACAGCGCCCGCUGUUGAAGCCUAGCAUUUCUCUACAAGCUGAGCACAUAGCUCAUUCUAACAGUAAUGAACACCUACAGUGAGGGAAAAAAGUAUUUGAUCCCCUGCUGAUUUCGUCCGUUUGCCCACUGACAAAGACAUGAUCAGUCUCUAAUUUUAAUGGUAGGUUUAUUUGAACAGUGGGAGACAGAAUAACAACAACAAAAAUCCAGAAAAACGCAUGUCAAAAAUGUUAUGAAUUGAUUUGCAUUUAAUGAGGGAAAUAAGUAUUUGACCCCUCUGCAAAACAUGACUUAGUACUUGGUGGCAAAACCCUUGUUGGCAAUCACAGAGGUCAGACGUUUCUUGUAGUUGGCCACCAGGGUUGCACACAUGUCAGGAGGUAUUUUGUUCCACUCCUCUUUGCAGAUCUUCUCCAAGUCAUUAAGGUUUCGAGGCUGACGUUUGGCAACUCAAACCUUCAGCUCCCUCCACAAAUGAUCUAUGGGAUUAAGGUCUGGAGACUGGCUAGGCCACUCCAGGACCUUAAUGUGCCUCUUCUUGAGCCACUCCUUUGUUGCCUUGGCCGUGUGUUUUGGGUCAUUGUCAUGCUGGAAUACCCAUCCACUACCCAUUUUUAAUGCCCUGGCUGAGGGAGGUUCUCACCCAAGAUUUGACGGUACAUGGCCCCGUCCAUCGUCCCUUUGAUGCGGUGAAGUUGUCCUGUCCCCUUAGCAGAAAAACACCCCCAAAGCAUAAUGUUUCCAACUCCAUGUUUGACGGUGGGGAUGGUGUUCUUGGGGUCAUAGGCAGCAUUCCUCCUCCUCCAAACACGGCGAGUUGAGUUGAUGCCAAAGAGCUCGAUUUUGGUCUCAUCUGACCACAACACUUUCACCCAGUUCUCCUCUGAAUCAUUCAGAUGUUCAUUGGCAAACUUCAGACGGCCCUGUAUAUGUGUUUUCUUGAGCAGGGGGACCUUGUGGGCGCUGCAGGAUUUCAGUCCUUCACGGCGUAGUGUGUUACCAAUUGUUUUCUUGGUGACUAUGGUCCCAGCUGCCUUGAGAUCAUUGACAAGAUCCUCCCGUGUAGUUCUGGGCUGAUUCCUCACCGUUCUCAUGAUCAUUGCAACUCCACGAGGUGAGAUCUUGCAUGGAGCCCCAGGCUGAGGGAAGUUGACAGUUAUUUUGUGUUUCUUCCAUUUGCGAAUAAUCGCACCAACUGUUGUCACCUUCUCACCAAGCUGCUUGGCGAUGGUCUUGUAGCCCAUUCCAGCCUUGUGUAGAUCUACAAUCUUGUCCUUGACAUCCUUGGAGAGCUCUUUGGUCUUGGCCAUGGUGGAGAGUUUGGAAUCUGAUUGAUUGAUUGCUUCUGAUGACAGGUGUCUUUUAUACAGGUAACAAACUGAGAUUAGGAGCGCUCCCUUUAAGAGUGUGCUCCUAAUCUCAGCUCGUUACCUGUAUAAAAGACACCUGGGAGCCAGAAAUCUUUCUGAUUGAGAGGGGGUCAAAUACUUAUUUCCCUCAUUAAAAUGAAAAUCAAUUUAUAACAUUUUUGAAAUGCGUUUUUCUGGAUUUUUGUUGUUGUUAUUCUGUCUCUCACUGUUCAAAUAAACCUACCAUUAAAAUUAUAGACUGAUCAUUUCUUUGUCAGUGGGCAAACGUACAAAAUCAGCAGGGGAUCAAAUACUUUUUUCCCUCACUGUACUUUGUCACUGUCAACAACAAAAAAAUCCUAGUGAGCAAAAUAAUGUGUUUGAUAAGGAAUCAAAAAAAUAAAUAAUUAAUAUUACAAACCUUUUCAAUUGUAUUACAUUACAUGCAUACUGGGUUACAUUACAUGAAAAUACAUGUGUUGGUAACACUUUUAUUUGGACAGUCUACAGACUAUCUACUAACCCUAAUCUUAACCCUAACUGUAACAUUUUUACAUUUUAGUCAUUUAGCCGAUGCUCUUAUCCAGAGCGACUUACAGUAGUGAGUGCAUAAUUUUUUUUUUCUCCAUCCUGGAAACCUUAUUAGCAAGCAGUUGCUUAUCAACAGAUUUUCCAUUAUCAACAAACUAUCUAAAUCCAGUGUGAACCAUGUAGGUGCUGUAUGUGUCCUGUGAAUCUGUGAGUAGGUGAAGUCCUUGUGUUUUACCAACCUGUCCUCUCCUCCUCCCCAGCUCAGAGAAAACAACGUCGUACCGGCGGACCAGCAGCGGAGGACAAGGGAAGUGUUCUGCAGCUGUGACCUCACCCAGCUGUGUGGCACUGGGCAGCCAGGAGGAGCUGUCAGUCGUAACGAAUGGUCCCGCCCCCAGCGCCACACCUGAAGCCAAACCCACCUCCUCCUCACCCAUCACUGUGCGCCCUCGCAGAAACGCUAUGGUAGUACACACAACAUGACCUUACUGCUAAUAGUGUAGCAUCAUUUCAAACAUCGCCAACUUCUGUAACAACAAAACCACGAGUAUCUGAGUGGGAAUGGCAUCUCUAUAUGAUCUGCUAGCUAGAGCAUGGAAUGAAACAAAUAAUGCUCCUAUACGAGAGAAAAAAAUACAUGUAAAAUAUAUUUUUGGGAUGCAUUUUAGGAUACGUGAAAUAUAAAAAAUGUAUAUAUUUUUGUACUCAAAUACAUUUUCUUCAGCUGCUGCUACAUGUAACCCAUUGUUGGUUGGCAUUAUUAUCCAUCAACAUCACUAUUAAAUGUCAAUUUAUGUCACGAUAACGCUGUUCCGUGUCCAGAUCGGUUGUCUGUAAUACAGUAGCAGGGCACUAGUAUGUAUAAGAGCGUGACUGAGCAGCGUGUGGAUGUGUCAGGUGUCUCAGAGGAGGCCUACCCAGAAGAGGGUCAAGGCGCUGGUGGACUGCAGAGCCGUCAGCUCGGACCAGCUGGCCUUCUUCAAGGAUGAGGUCAUCUUAGUAACAGCCACCGAGGACCCCCACUGGUGGGUGAGUAGAACUACACCUCUUACCUAUUUAUUUACCUAUGUAUAUUUGUUUUUUUACUUUUAAUAAGCACAGGUUUAAAACAGAAAGUUGAGCUAUUUGCCUUGCUGUAUUAAGCCAACCAAAAUGUUUUAACCUAUAUAUUAUCGCAAAAAAAGACAACUGGAGGGUUUUCCUUCUGCAUAAACACUUGGCAGAAACAAAAUCAAUAGGCAUAGCCCUUUCAUUAAUGUCCCUCUAUCUCAAAUAUAUUACCUCUGUAUUUUCUAUCUUUUUGGUCAGUGAUCUUGAUUGUUUCUGUUCCUCCAGGUCGGCCACAUCGAGGGCUAUCCAUCCAGAAGUGGGACAUUCCCAGUGAACUAUGUCCAUAAACUAGGGGACUGA